UCGAGUUUUCAGAAUCUAAGUCGAACUCCAUAUUUCCUUUGCCAUUGAACACCCCAAAAUGCAGAUCUUCGUCAAAACCCUAACAGGGAAGACCAUAACACUAGAGGUUGAAUCUUCGGACACCAACGACAAUGUCAAAGCUAAGAUUCAGGACAAAGAAGGCAUUCCACCCUACCAACAACGUCUCAUUUUCGCCGGCAAGCAGCUCGAAGAUGGCCGCACCUUAGCUGACUACAACAUCCAAAAGGAAUCAACCCUCCACCUCGUCCUCCGUCUGAGGGGUGGCGCCAAGAAGAGGAAGAAGAAGACAUACACCAAGCCCAAGAAGAUUAAGCACAAGAAGAAGAAGGUCAAGCUCGCGGUGCUACAGUUUUACAAGGUGGAUGAGUCCGGGAAGGUUCAGAGGCUGAGGAAAGAGUGCCCUAAUGCAGAGUGCGGCGCCGGGACUUUCAUGGCUAACCAUUUCGAUAGGCACUACUGCGGUAAGUGCGGGCUCACUUACGUUUACCAGAAGGCUGGUGGGGAUUGAGUGGGUUCAACCUUUGGUUCGGCUCGUUUCAAAGAAUGGAUCUUUAGGUUAUUUUCUAUAUGGGCAUUAAGAUUUCAUUAUCAGUGAUGGUUGUAACUUUAUUUGAUACAGAUAAUUUUGGUAUGCUUGAAUAUGUUAUAAUUAUUGGGAUAUGAUAUUCGGAGCUUUGAU
Messenger RNA from Hibiscus syriacus, 700 nucleotides. Its product is annotated as ubiquitin-40S ribosomal protein S27a-like. Gene Ontology annotation, biological process: protein ubiquitination; translation; modification-dependent protein catabolic process. The coding region runs from base 59 to 529 and encodes 156 amino acids. The record is from RefSeq and is a predicted model, not a curated record. Lineage: Eukaryota; Viridiplantae; Streptophyta; Magnoliopsida; Malvales; Malvaceae. Gene Ontology annotation, molecular function: protein tag activity; ubiquitin protein ligase binding; structural constituent of ribosome. Gene Ontology annotation, cellular component: ribosome; nucleus; cytoplasm. The transcript has a single exon.